AUGGCAUUCAAGUUUGUAUUCGCAUUCGCUUUCGUCGCCGUUGCUAACGCAGGCUUUGUACCAGUUGCCCCCGUAUACCACGCCACACCAGCCGUCGCCGUGCACUCAGCACCUGUGGCCGUUGCUCAAAAGGUUGUUGUGAAAUCGGAGGAAUACGAUCCCCAUCCUCAAUACAAAUUCUCUUAUGGCGUUGAGGACAAACUCACCGGUGAUUCCAAGAGUCAAAUGGAGGAACGUGAUGGUGAUGUGGUUCAUGGUGAAUACUCCCUCAUUGACGCUGAUGGUUACAAACGUACCGUGCAAUACUCUGCUGAUCCCAUCAAUGGUUUUAACGCCGUCGUGAACCGUGAACCUCUUGUAAAGACAGUUGCGCCAGUGGCUCACUAUGCUGCUCCAGCCGCCCAUUACACAUCCUAUGCCGCUCCUGCUGUAGUCAAAUACCACCAUUAA
Messenger RNA from Bactrocera oleae (olive fruit fly), 450 nucleotides. Its product is annotated as larval cuticle protein A2B. The record is from RefSeq and is a predicted model, not a curated record. Gene Ontology annotation, cellular component: extracellular matrix. NCBI's taxonomy places the organism in Eukaryota, Metazoa, Arthropoda, Insecta, Diptera, Tephritidae.